GCACGUAGUUGGUGGAUAGCAAUCGUGGAGCAUACGUGGCGAUCUUACAGAUAACAACAAUCUUCGUCUUCCUCGCGAGAGAAGGGCCAUCGUCAUGGCGAAGUUUUCGGUUGAUGGAGAAGAGGAUGGCGGUGACGGUCCCAGUAGCCCUAGGGGGAAAAGGAAGAGAUCCUCUUUUCGAAUCAACGCCACCGUUGAUUUUCCCCGCCAUAACGAACAACGCGAGCAAGGGGAACAACAGGGUUUCAAUUCCGACAAGGAAGAAAGUGAGAACGAUGAAGAGGAGACCAAGCGCCAUCGAAUUCACGAAAUAGAGGAACAUGCUCGACAGGACGACGGUAGUAAAAGAUCACUCUGCUCGGUUAAGUCGGGUACUAAAAAUGUGAAGCCAAAUGGCUCCGUUUCGAUGUUCUUGAUUGACCCAGAAGUGUUGGAUUGCUCCAUUUGCUGUGAACCUUUGAGCAUCCCCAUCUUCCAGUGUGAGAAUGGACAUAUUGCAUGCUCUUCCUGCUGCAACAAACUUAAGAAUAAAUGUGCAACCUGCUCUUGGCCUAUUGGCUAUAAUCGUUGUCGGGCGGUUGAGAAGGUUCUUGAAUCCAUUAAAUUUCCCUGCAAACAAUCGAAGUUUGGAUGCAAGGAGAUUGUUGGUUAUGGUAAUGAAAGUGACCACGAAAAGACAUGCCUAUAUGCCCCUUGCCUAUGCCCCCAUUCUGAUUGCAACUUUAUGGCUUCAUCUAAGCAGUUAUCAUUACACUUUAGCAAUAAACACACAAACUCUGCUACAAACUUCCAGUUCAAUUCUAGCUUCACCAUUUGCCUAAAAACUAAUAAUACUUACCGUGUCCUUCAAGAACAAGAUGAUGGUAUUCUUUUUAUUCUCAGCAAUAGUUUUGAAAAUCUGGGAAGUGUCGUUAAAAUUUGUUGCCUUCGACCUUCUUCUUUGAAGGAAGCAUUUUCUUAUGAUCUACGUGCAGAAACUCAGGAUCUCUCCCUAGUUUUACAAUCUUCCAUGAAGAACAUUCAAUCAUCAUCAGAUUGCUGUCACUCGACAAGGUUUCUUAUGAUUCCGCGUGAUUUAUUCUGUUCUUCUGGGAUGAUCAGGUUGAAUAUUUGCAUAUGGCAAAACGGUUCACCUCCGGUGCGCCAUAGAUGAAAGACAUUGGUGAGUCAACAAGUUUAUAUUAUGCUUUUUGUAUGAAUUUGUAUGUCAAUGUGCAUAGUGUAUAUAUCAUGGAAUAUAAGGUCGUCUUAAAAGCUCAGUUAUGCUGCAUAAUUUGUACAUAGCAGUUUCCCAUUUCCUUAGUUUAAUUUGAAUUGUACUUUCGUGGUCUGUGACUAUCUAUUCUGGUAUAUUACUACUACCUUAUGAACUAUUUUCAGAUGGAAAA
Molecule: messenger RNA, 1388 nt
Organism: Benincasa hispida (wax gourd)
Lineage: Eukaryota; Viridiplantae; Streptophyta; Magnoliopsida; Cucurbitales; Cucurbitaceae
Product: putative E3 ubiquitin-protein ligase SINA-like 6
Molecular function (GO): zinc ion binding
Source: RefSeq, a predicted model, not a curated record